Messenger RNA from Clupea harengus (Atlantic herring), 1799 nucleotides. RefSeq names its product DnaJ heat shock protein family (Hsp40) member C4 (gene dnajc4). NCBI's taxonomy places the organism in Eukaryota, Metazoa, Chordata, Actinopteri, Clupeiformes, Clupeidae. The record is from RefSeq and is a predicted model, not a curated record.
UGACGUCGUAAGUAUGUUUGAACCACGCCCACCACUACACAAAAAACAUGCGACGGAGUAGUGUUGCCAGGCCGAGGUCUGCAGGCAUCAGCACCUCAUAAUCUCACAUAAACUACAUACGUAUGAAAGUGAGAUGAAAAGGAUAUUUUCUUUUAUCCUGUUGAAGUUCCAUCACGUGUGUGGGCCUAGAACAGACGAGUGCAGGCGGUGCUGACCAUGCAUGCCUCGAUGGGCUCCAAAUGAAUGAAUGAUCGUUUUUUCUGAUUUUACCUCUUUGUGUGCACACUUAACGACACGAUGCAGCUGGAAGCACAACUGCGUCUUUGCCAUAACUGUAUUUGGUACUACAAAAGCGCAAAGCUUCUGUUCUCACAUUCAGCAAUACAUAGAUCUACAGCAAAUUACUAUGAUCUACUUGGAUUAAAACCUGAUGCUUCAUCGGAUCAAAUCAAGACAGCAUUUUUUGACAAGUCCAAAAAGCUGCAUCCAGACAGCGACCCCUCCAACCCUAGCCUCCACGGCCAGUUUGUGGAGCUGAACGAGGCUUACAGGGUGCUGAGCCGAGAUGGGAGCAGAAAGGAGUACGACCUCCGGCUCCGACACCCCUACACUGGCAGCCAACCCUUCAGACCAACAUCCACUCAUGUCUACCGUCCCAGUGCCGAGCAGGCUGAGCGCGUUCGUUACUGGGAGCAGUUCAGCUACCGCCAGACCACGGGCAAUGAGCAGUGGGAGCAGAAGAAGAAGAGGAACAUGCGACUCGUGAGCUACUGCGUCCUGCUCAUGACCCUUAGUAUGGGAGCCCACUUUGUGGGAUUCAGAAAACUGGAGGAGGUCCACACUAACUUCAUGGACAACAAGGACCGAGCUAUUAAUGAGAUUUACAAUGAAUCCAAAGAAAGAGCCAGAGUGAAUGGAUUCAAGAAACAGACGUUGAUCCUGAGACAGAAGCAUGCUGAAUUUCUUGAGAAAUACAACAUGGGCAAGGACAAGGAUGAUAAGUAGAGUACUUGAAAAUGAGUGCUGACUCUUGGGAUGCCGUCCACAGGGAGCACUAAGCAUGGAAGGCGGUUUAGUUUGUGACUGUGUUAGCAGUUGAGUUUUUUUUAGGAUCUUUUUUUUGAGCCAUGGUUACCUGUUUGUCUCUGAGACAGACAGUUGGCUAAAGUGAACUUGGUUCACCUUAGUGAAUGUUUUUGGUUCUUUGUAGGCACAAGUUCUCACAAACACACAUCCCACUUUGGGUGGUAUAAUGUAAUGUCUCACCAAAGGAACUGAUUAGCAAACAGCUGCGGAACUUCAUCCUUCAAUGGCAUUUGCUUAUCGAGUUCUUGACUCGGUUCUUAUUUGGUUACACUUGCCGAUGUGGUUGUAUGUGGCAUUCCAGACAAAAUUAUACACUGGAAUUCUGUCAAUUAAUAUCUACACAUGUAUGAUGCAGAUGGAGUAAGAUGAAUAGGAGAAUGGUGCUUUACUACAGUGGAGGGACUUGCAGUACAUGUAAUGAAUUUACAACUCAAUGUGAGUUACUCCAUGCAGUGCAAUAUUUGAACAAAAAAGGGCCUAAAAUGGUCCUUGUUUUAUCAAUUGUGUUUCAUGAAGAUUUCUUGCCUCACCUGGUAGGCUCAUUUAUAGGAGAGCUGUGUACAGUGGCGUGCAGCUCGUGGUAAACAACUUUACUACAAUGCCUUCAUGUGUGAAGAAACAUGUCACUUGUAUGUUGAUUGCCUUAAUAUUUAAUUCUAAAACUGUUUUGUGCCAUAUUGCACAAUAAAACAUUGUCAUGUCUCAACUGAAAA